Messenger RNA from Didymodactylos carnosus, 2286 nucleotides. Lineage: Eukaryota; Metazoa; Rotifera; Eurotatoria; Philodinida; Philodinidae. The record is from the annotation of a GenBank genome assembly.
AUGGAUAAUGAUAUUUUUUCCUCAACAAAAUUACAUGGUAGCAAUGAUGUAACAUUACACAACAGUAGUAAUACAAGUACAACGGAUGCAUUAGCUAAUUCAGAAACAUUAUUAUUAUCAGAAACUGAACAGUUAACACCGAUUGAACCAAUAUAUAAGAAAAAUAUUGUGAAAACGCCUGAAAGUGUUAAUAACAGUGAUAAUCCAGUAUUAAAUAACGCUAUAAGUGAAACAACAAACGGUAUUGUUAUUAGCAAUGGAAAUGAUGAUGAUGACAUAGUCGAGAAUGGUAUUAAUGGUGAGGAUGAUAAUAGAACGACGGUCGAUGAUGUCUAUCAUGAAGGAAAUCCAGCAUUGAACAAAUCAUUCGAUGUAUUACCGCUAUUAAAGAAAGAAGAUGAAUAUGUCAAUGUUCUUGAUACGACUGUUGAACUACCCGACAGAGAACAAUUGGAACCAGAAGUGUCAGAUGAAUUUGUUACAUUGUCUCCCACAUCAACAACCACACUUGACAGGACGAUGGAAGUUAAGAAUGAAAUACGUUCGCCUGGUCAUGAGCGAUUAUCAUCAAAAGUUUCAGUUGAAUAUCCUUUGGUACAAGACUCCCAUGAUCCUCCGAAUGAAUUGGUUAAUGGCUUAUCAAAUAUGACAUUACAGUCAAAGCCUGUUGAAAAUACACCGCCAGUGUCAGAUAUAAAACCAGCAUUUGAUACCAACACAUUUGUAUUGAAGAAAAAAGAGCGACGUAAAGUGAACAAUGAAAAUAGUUUAAAUUUGGGUGCUGAUGAUUCAAUGAGUGAAUUCCCUGAUUUAUGCAACAAAGGAUCACCAUUGACAUUGCAUACCAUGUCAAAUGAACAACCACCACCAGCCCUUGAUGAUGCUCAAAGAAAAGAAUUCAUCAUAAUUAACGAGAAUGAAAUGAAUAAAUCAUCAUUAUUUCGUUCAUUAAUUGAACACAAUGAAUCAGAGAAUGUUGAUGAUGAAGAAAAAAAACGUCGAUCUCUAUUAAUAAGUAAACAUUUAGAAGAAAACGAAUCUUCAUCGUCGAACGUAUUAACUUCGUUACAGUCUGCGUUUGAUGUUCUAACAAAUUUGAGAACAAUUCGAACAGUUGAAAAUAAAAAACAACAGCAACAAUCUAUUCCCAUUGAUGAUAAGCCACCUACCCGCAUUGAUAAUAAGCCAUCUACUCGUAUUGUUGAUAAGCCACCUACUCGCAUCGAUGAUAAGCCGCCUACUAUACCUCUAACAAAUGAUCAUCUUAAUUCAUUUAGUGAUUGUUUGGAAAGUUAUUAUCGUACAUUAUGGAAUGUUUGUGCACAUACUGAAGAAUUAAAACGAGAAUUAAGAAUGGUUAAAAGUGAACGUGAUCAAUUGACAGAAGAUUUAGUCAAUGUUGAAAAUGCCUAUGCUGAUUUACGAAAACGAAAUGAAAAAUUAAAAUUAAAUAUUACUGAACAUAAAAAGAACGUUGAAACUUUGAAACAAUUUUCUGAAGAAUCUAUACGUUAUACAGAAGAACAAAAACAGAAAUAUCAAGUACUUAAACAACAUGCUCAAGAAAAACUAGAUAAAGCCAAUGAAGAAAUUGAAAAAUUACGUCGAACAAAUGCUACUGAGAGUGAAGGUGCACAAGCACAACUAAGAUAUGCACAAUUACGUGUACAAAGUUUAGAGCAAGAAUUACAAUCAAUAAAACAAGAAUUACAACAAAAGAUAAACUUUGUAGCCUUGUUGACAAAAAUGCAUUCAUUUUUAAAUCGAUUGAAUACGUUAUUUGCUUUUACACUGACGGUAUUAGCAUUUUUAACAACUGGUGUAUUUAUAUCAACAUAUUUUGAAAAGUAUCAUGCACCCAUUGCAAUAUCAACAAGUAAAACACUUGUAAAACAUAUGACCGAUUAUUCAUCGAAUAGAAAAAAAAAUGAUUUAGGUAUAUUACAAAUUGAUUUGGAAUCAGAUUUGGAUAAAUUAUUCGAUUGGAAUGUGAAACAAUUAUUUUUAUAUUUGACGGCUGAAUAUACCACAGCAUCAAAUAUUUUAAAUCAGGUUGUACUCUGGGAUAAAAUAAUUCGACGUGGUGAAAAUGCACGAAUGAAUUUACAUGAAAUGAAUCCAAAAUAUUACUUUUGGGAUGAUGGUGAAAAUCUAAGAUCAAAUAAUAUCACAUUAACAUUGGGCUGGAAUAUAAUUUCAAAUGCUGGAAGAUUACUACAUAUUCGAGGCAAUGGUUCAACAUCGUUUAUAUUUCCAGAUAGUUAUACAACAAGUCGCGGAACAUAA